Molecule: messenger RNA, 861 nt
Organism: Sycon ciliatum
Lineage: Eukaryota; Metazoa; Porifera; Calcarea; Leucosolenida; Sycettidae
Exons: 1
Coding region: 1-861 (286 amino acids)
Biological process (GO): DNA integration
Molecular function (GO): nucleic acid binding
Source: RefSeq, a predicted model, not a curated record
AUGGAUGCUUCCACUAUUGCUUUAGUGUUUGUCAAUGAGUUUGUGUCACGUUUUGGUGCUCCUGAUGGGUUGCAUACCGACCGGGGCAAAAAUUUUGAUGGCUCUUUGUUUCGCAGUGUUUGCUUUCUGCUUGGCAUAGAUAAGACCAGGACAACUGCGUACCAUCCACAGAGUGACGGUCUGGUUGAAAGAUUCAACCAGACGCUUGAGCGUGGCCUGGCGCACUAUGUCUGCAGGAAUCAUCGAGAUUGGGACAUCAAGUUGCCAGCCUUCUUGAUGGGAUACCGCUCGACGCCGCAGACUAGUACCGGCUACAGUCCAAGCUAUCUACUCUUUGGUCGGGAGUUAUGCCUACCUCAAGACUUGGCAUUUGGAUUACCGCCAGGAGAAGCAUCCGCAGUAUCGUCACAGCCGGAAUUUGUGAGUGCUCUCCGCCGACGCCUGGACGCAGUGUGGCUUCUGGUGCCGGCUAUUCCGACGGGUACAACCGCCAAGUUUUCUAGACUGUGGCACGGACCGUACCUAGUCGAGGAGAAGCUCUCAGCCGUCACCUACCGCAUCAAGCUGUCAGAGCCCACGGCACAUCGGCUGAUAGUGCACGUCAACCGGCUGAACAGUUGCCAUCAUGGACCGAGUCUGCUGCAGGAGGUCCACGAGCAAGAUGAGUCGGACCCACCGCAGCCCAUGGCAUCCACCUUGACUCCGUCCUACCAGCCUGAUACCACUGAUGCCACCGCCCGAGACGAGGAGGACACCGCUCGGGUAUUUGACAGUGCUCCGCCAGUUGGCCUGAUGGAAAGGCGAACCCCGCGUUCCCGCCAUCCGCCCCAGCUGUUUGGGAGUCCUGUGUGGCAUGAGUAA